Molecule: messenger RNA, 1471 nt
Organism: Catharus ustulatus (Swainson's thrush)
Lineage: Eukaryota; Metazoa; Chordata; Aves; Passeriformes; Turdidae
Gene: GEMIN6
Product: gem nuclear organelle associated protein 6
Exons: 3
Coding region: 395-913 (172 amino acids)
Biological process (GO): spliceosomal complex assembly; spliceosomal snRNP assembly
Cellular component (GO): nucleus; SMN complex
Source: RefSeq, a predicted model, not a curated record
CGGGCUCAUCCCUGGGAAGCGCUGCGGAAAUGGAGCAGCUGCGGGCGGGGGCGGGCGCUGGGAUCCAGCCUCUCCCCCUCACGGCGGCACGGAAAGCUUGCUAAAAGCAGCUCGACAACCGGGGAGCAAAAAUAUCUCGUUUUUACGUAGCAGAUGCACAGAGCGCAAAUCCCGCUCCAGAGGGCAGCGGGGCGGCAGCGCCACACGCCCCGGCUCCUUGUUUGGCAGCGUGGCCUGACGCUGGCAGACCUCUGUGUGGUUUGUAACACUCCGUGUGCCAGCCUUCGGCUCCCCGUGCCGGGGGAAGCGCUCGGCAGCGGUGCCAGGAAGCGGGGGCAGCUCCCGGGGCCCUCGGCGGGAGCGGGAACCGGGCCCGGUCCUGGAUGUAGGAAAUAUGAAUGAUUGGCAGAGAAAAAGCCCUCUGGACUGGGAAACAUAUGUGAACAAAUUGGUGAAAGUUGCAGUUGAGAAACAUGAAUAUGAAGGAUGGGUUUUAACAGUUGACCCAGUUUCUGCCACCAUUGUCCUUGCAACAUUCCCAGAGAACGAGAAGGGGUCCAUAUCAUUCAUCAUGGGCCACGCCAUCCAGGAGGUGGAAAUACUGCAGGAAGGGGACAGUGACAUGAAGCAGCGCCUCGCUCGCAUCUCCGCGCCCGAGGAGAGCCAAGCCUACAGCCCGGAGGAGCUGGAGAAGAGGAAGAAAGCCUUGAAGAGCUGGCUGGAGACAAACCACAUCCCGGUGGACGAGCAGGGGGAGCAGGGCAGGGCGCUGAGCGUGGCGGGGGUGCUGACCAUCGAGCCCCCAUACGGCCCUGAGCAGUGCAGCAGUGCCAACGAGAUCAUCCUGUCCCGUGUGCAGGGCCUGCUGCAGCGCUUCCUGCAGCAGCAGGAGCUGCCUGCUCAGCAGCCCUAGGAACUGCCCUGUGCUUGGAACUCUCUGUGGUCACUAUUUGCAGAAAUGCUGCUGUUUUGGUACUUUUGCCUUGAAUUUUUGUAUGUAAAGGAGAAGUGUAAACAAGCAGAAACGUUUUUUCAUGCGCUGUUUUUAUUAGAAACAAGCUGUUCGAUAAUGCUGAUGUAUUAAACUGAUUUAUCAACUUGUCAGUUUAGAAUUUUUGUAACAUUAUUGUAAAAGAUGAUAUGUAAUACGUUUACUGUUUUGCUUACCAGAUUUUUUUUUUUUUUAUAAAUGAAGAGAAUUAUGACACUUGGACUUCCCAAACCAAAUUUUAAAAAAAUGUUCAGAAAGCUGUUUUGUUGCUUUUGUGGCUGGUUGUUUGUUUGUUUGUUUUCCCAUUACUGUUCUCUCGGUUUAGAACAUAAAUCACAAUGUAUGUCCAAGUUUCUAAAAUUAUUAGGGAAUGUUAGCAGGCAAAUAGCAGAUUUAAAAACCAUUACCUAAAGAUAUUAAUUAUUUUAGAGCAGCAGUGCCUGGAAAACCUGUGUUCUGUGAAAGGAAAAUUUGUUGCAA